Messenger RNA from Dioszegia hungarica, 3375 nucleotides. Its product is annotated as putative cytoplasm protein. Bases 1 to 3375 code for a protein of 1124 amino acids. Lineage: Eukaryota; Fungi; Basidiomycota; Tremellomycetes; Tremellales; Bulleribasidiaceae. The transcript is spliced from 2 exons. Gene Ontology annotation, cellular component: nucleus. Gene Ontology annotation, biological process: transcription by RNA polymerase II. The record is from RefSeq and is a predicted model, not a curated record.
AUGCUCGGCAACAUCGUGGAACGCUCCAGUGAGGCCCCCAGGCCUCCCACAGCUCCUCGUGCGCCUACCGAGAGCACUUCUGGCUUCCCAACUAUCGUCCACCGCUCGCAAAAGCCCAAACGUCCCUCGGCCUUUGCAGCUGCCUCCGCUCGUCAAGCGCGGGAUACAGGCGUCGGACGAGCCGUAGAGUCCACCGAUAUACCAAAGAUCACAGCUUCAGCAGUAGUCAGCGAUGGCCCGGCACAAGCCGGACCCUCGAAGCCCAGAUCAGGAGGGAAGGAGGCCGAAUACGCUCGGAUGCAGCAGGAAAUAGGGGAUGAGAAUCGGCGGAAGGUGGAGGAGAUGACGUUCGAGGAGAGGGAAGAGGAAGUCAAGGACCUAGAGGAGAGAUUCGGGUCGAGUGUGCUGCUGGCGCUAAGGAAGAGGGCGGAGAAACGGGCUGGGAAGGCAAUUGAGGAGGGCAAAUCCGUCCGCUUUGACGCGACCGCUACAUCCCCUCUCGGAGAUGCGGAUCUCAAAUCCACCUACUUCCCUAAUACUGCCGCCGAACCAGACAAACUCGCUUGGAUGUCCUCAUCACCUAUCCCAGCAACUUCAUCAUCUGCCAACAACGGUCAUUUUCGGUUCGACCUCUCUGGCCGGCUCCUCUCUUCCUCACAACAAGCCGACCUCCCCACCCACCUCGGUCUACAUCAUCACGGAGACCAGCCCGAUAUGGCCGGCUAUACGCUUGGCGAGAUACUUCACCUCUGCCGGAGCACGGUGCCUGCUCAGCGGGUGGGGAUGAUGGGACUUCUAGCGAAAGUCAUUGGCGUACACGUGCUAGGGGACGAGCGGGAGAGUGAGGAGGUUCGGCGAAUAUGCGAGGAGGAGAGGGUGUGCGAGAAGGCAGUCAGCCUGGCUGUGGAUGCCCUGUAUGGCGGACGGAGCGUGACGCUGCUUCAGACGUCCAUCGAGCUGCUCUAUACGGCCUUGGGAGGUCCAAGCUGGACGCUGAACGAGACGGGACCGCUUGCUUUCCUGCCUGGUCCGGACGCAGGCGGACGAGCAGCCCCCGUAUCAUCGGUCCCAUUCGAAGAGCUCCUCUCCCGCAUCUCGGAACUCCUCAUCACACCCGACUACCUGCCCUCCAUAUCGAUCCACCACCUCACUCUCAUCCUCCGUCGAGCCAGCACCUCAUCCCGCGAAACAGCCGAGACCAUCCUUCCCCUCCUCCCUCCAUUACUUCAGACGCACGUCAUCCGCCGCCCAUGGCCUCUCCAGCCUGGGAAAGCCCCUCUCCUCGAGCCGCUUCGACUCAUGCGGGACCUCAUCGCCUCGUCCCGGCUCUGCGCGACCGAGAUCGUCGAUGCGGAACUGCCAGGGUCACUAUUGCGUUUCUGCGUAGUCUCGACCUGGCCGGAGGAAGAUCCGCUCGGUAUCGAGCUCUGUAUCGAAGUCGUUCGCAUUUUCGGCAGUCUGGCGCGGUACGGUCUUGCCGCUGGGACGGCCAGGACAGCGCAUGACAUGUGGGCUGUUCAGGGCGAACACGUACGGUCGUGCCUCGGAUCGGGCGAUGCGCAGGAGGUUGACCUCGCAGCAGCGUACCUGGCGCUGCUGGAGGGCUGGACGACGUGUGCCAUCGAUCCUCAUCGCACUACGCCGGAGCACGAUCUCACUUGGACCCAAAUAUCCGGGCUGGGUUGGGCGGAGGAGGCGCUCGACGUGCUGGAGAAGGAGGUACAGAAGCCGAGGGCGGAGACGGGGGUCUUGCGUGCAGCAAUCGAUGUGCUGGUCGCAUGGUUGACCGGACUGGGCAUCAACGGUGUCAAGGGAGGAGAGGAGGAGAAGGAGGCUAUAAGAGCGCGGCUUGAAGAGUCAGGCCUGCAGGCGGAAUUGUGGAGCAUACUCAAGAGCCGGCGGGAAGGCAAGACAGGAGAUCAGCUGCUUCUUUCGGCCCUCCGCCUCCAAGGAGCCCUCGCGCUUGCUCCAACAGAAGAGGGCCAAUUUGCUGCGCGCUUCACUCUGGACAAUCCGGAGGAUCACGAGCUAUUGGCAAAUCUCAAGCCAGACGGGCUCGGUCGGUCUAUCCAAUACGAGCUACUCCGCUCAUCGAUUCUACUCGGAUCCGCUCGCGGUCGGUCGGAACUCCAGCCAGCGUUCAGCUUGUUGGCAUCCUUCGGACCGGGAGAAGAGCCCCUCGCUCUUGACUUGCUGGAUGACCUCCUCAAGCUCGAUUGGCUGGUGACGGUCCCAGAACUCGCCUCGGCGGUCAAGGGCAUUGGACAUGCCGAUUCGAUUACUUUACUCCGGCCGCUCUUGCAGCAUGCAAUCCUUCCAGACGUUACCAAUAUCACCGCUCCUACGCACAUACACCACCUCUACCUCAAAGCUACCGGGACCCUCCGCGGCCCCGCACCUCCCUCUUCGGACGAGACUGGUCGGCUACCGCCUGGUCUCCCACUCCGCCCAGAAUGGUUCUUCCACCCCAUCGACGAGCUCCUCCACUCGGCCGACUCGGCGGCUCUUCAGCAGGCACCGGCUGAUUGGACGCCGAGCGAGCUGGAGAUCGUCCGCUCUACACUGGUCUUCCUCCGCCUUGCUUUGGCGUGCGGGUACAGGCUGGACCGCUCGGCGUUGCUGUUUGGGAUGAUGAAGGUGUAUAUGCUGGAGCAUCAGACGGGCGGGAUGGUGAAUACCGGCGAGAGCGAGCUGUUCAGGGAUGAUGUGGUCAAGGAGUGCUUGGGAAACUUGUUGAGCGGGAUGACGGUCGGCUCGGGCGCAUCACCAUCUUCGAUACCUUCAUCUGCCUCAGCGCCGCGCGGAGGUCUCGAGACAGCCUCAACAUCCUUCCUUGGCCUCGAACCCUUCUACCAGUUCUACACGGACCUCGUCGCGCUAUUCGAGAACGCUUCAUUUGGCGAUUCGACCUUUGCGCAAAUCCUCCUUCCUCCCCUCUCCAUGCGCUACCCCUCAGACUACCGCAAGGUCAUCUGGUCCAACCCGAAUGUCCUCCGGUUACUCCGUACUUCAGUCAAAAACGUACCGCUCGAGUCGCCCGGCGGGGAGGACGCGCUCAGAGCUCUCUACGAACCAGUGGAGAAUGACCCGGAGGUGCUGAGCGCGUAUGGGCAGGCGGUGGUCAGGGGUUGGGUGAAGCCGAAUCAGGAGUUCAUGUGGGGAGUGGCGAUAUACCAUCUGAGGGCGUUCUUUGCUCAGCCAGAUGGUGGAGGGCAGGUUGAGACAGGUGGGGACAAGACGGUCGAGCAGGAGAAGGAGGUGGCGCUGGCGAGGCUGAGGAAGGGUCUGAGGGAUGCGGUGAUGGGGUCGAGGAACGAGGCGGUGAUCCAAGCGUUGACCAAGGAGGGGGGAGUGAAGCCUUGGAGUGUCGUAUGA